Messenger RNA from Penicillium lagena, 255 nucleotides. RefSeq lists its product as uncharacterized. The coding region runs from base 1 to 255 and encodes 84 amino acids. The transcript has 2 exons. The record is from RefSeq and is a predicted model, not a curated record. NCBI's taxonomy places the organism in Eukaryota, Fungi, Ascomycota, Eurotiomycetes, Eurotiales, Aspergillaceae.
AUGAACCUUUUUGCGCAUCAGGCAGCGGUGACGGCGAUCCUAUCAGUGGAGGCCGUGGGGAUCGACGACAAGUGGCUGUGCGUCGCAUGUAGCCAGUACUGGUAUAUCUUCGGCCAGGAACGAGACCUUCGGGUCUACGUACUGCAAGAGCAGCUUGGUGCGGCCCGCAAAGACGGUGCUGCUCAAUGGGAGAAUGGCGAUUGUCCAAUGAUAGAGGAAUUGAAAGGCAAGAAGUGUGGGCGACCUCUGAACUAG